UAGUGCCACCCCCCAGCUCAACAAAGACAUUUCAGCGGCGCUGUAACUUCGUCGUGAGUAGGAGAGCGACACGGUUUAUUUGAGAAGGCACUGAACAGAAACGACAACUUUAACGAGAGAGCCAACUAAUCUAGCUAAUUAUAACCCUCAUAAUUAUAUUGUAAUCUUAAAUAACAGCGGCCAUGGCGUCAAGUGAAUAUUCCCAAACUGCUAGCCACGGGGGUUAUGGUGGAUAUGGAAGUCAGUCCAACCAAGGUUACAGUCAACCGUCUAGCCAGAGCUACAGCCAGCAGGGCUACGGGGGAUACAGCCAAAACUCGGAGAGCAGCUCCGCUCCCUACAGCCAGGGAGGUUACGGCUCCAACUAUGGACAAGCCCAGGCAGGUGGAUAUGGGUCCCAACCUCCUUCCCAGGGCUAUAGCCAGUCUAGUCAGUCAUACAGCUCUGGUGGCUAUAACAGCAGCAGCCAACCCCCGCAAGGUGGAAGCUAUAGUCAGCAGCCGUCCUAUACGGGCUAUAGCCAGUCACAGUCCACUCCUGCCUCUACCUCUAGCUACGGCAGCAGCUCUCAGUCGUCGGCCUAUGGACAGCAGCAAGGAGGAUGUAGUUAUGGGGGCCAGAGUGCUGGAUACGGUGGCACCGGAGGGCAGGGCACAGGAUAUGGAGCCAGUGGGGCCCAGGGUGGAGGAUACGGAAGCAGUGGGGCCCAGGGUGGAGGAUAUGGGGCCAGUGGGGGUCAAACUGGGGGUUAUGGAGGGCAACAGCAUUCCUCUCAGCACAGUGGAGGUCCUUACAAUCAGCCCUCUAGUUACAGUUCACCUCCACCCCAAAGCUAUGGCCAGCAGAACCAGUAUGGACAGGGAGGAGGCUACAAUCCGGAUGCCCCACCCAUGAGUGGUGGUAGUGGUGGUGGUGGAGGAGGUUAUAGUAGCCAAGAUGGUGGUUAUGGCCAAGAUGGGCGUGGUGGUCGUGGCCGUGGAGGCUUUGGAGGUCGAGGAGCUGGCGGGUUUGACAGAGGGGGCCGCGGGGGACCCCGAGGCAGAGGAAUGGGAAUGGGCGAUCGUGGAGGAUUCAAUAAGUUUGGUGGGCCGCGGGACCAUGGACCCGGUGGGCCUAAUAUGCAGGAGCAGGAUAACUCUGACAAUAACACCAUCUUCGUGCAAGGGUUGGGAGAUGACUAUACUGUGGAAUCCGUGGCGGAAUUCUUCAAGCAGAUUGGCAUCAUCAAGGUCAAUAAAAAGACCGGCAUGCCUAUGAUAAACCUCUAUACGGACCGAGACACAGGGAAACUGAAGGGCGAGGCAACUGUUUCUUUUGAUGACCCCCCUUCUGCUAAAGCUGCAAUCGACUGGUUUGAUGGAAAAGAUUUUAACGGAAACCCCAUUAAAGUGUCGUUUGCAACGCGCCGGGCAGACUUUGGACGUGGUGGUGGAGGCAUGAGGGGUGGACGUGGUCGAGGAGGACCAAUGGGAAGAGGUGGCUUUGGUGCAGGAAGAGGUGGUGGUGGUGGUGGUGGUUUCCCGGGUAAUAAUGGCAGUGGAGGAGGCCAGCAACGAGCUGGCGACUGGAAGUGUUCAAACCCGACAUGUGGAAAUCUGAACUUCUCUUGGCGUAAUGAGUGUAAUCAAUGUAAAGCACCCAAACCCGAGGGUGCUGGUGGAGGCAUGCCACCUAUGGGAGGAGGGUAUGGUGGAGACCGUGAGCGGGGCAGGGGUGGUUUUGAUCGUGGUGGGUUUCGUGGACGGGGUGGUGACAGAGGGGGCUUCAGAGGAGGGAGAGGGGGUGACAGAGGUGGAUUCGGCCCUGGCAAGAUGGACUCCAGAAGUGAACACAGACAUGACCGUCGGGAAAGACCUUACUGAUAUCUGAACAAGGAUAUGUGUUCCUGCUCCCUUCCAAACACCUUAAGGCUGGGACCAGUAUAUUCCACAACUCACCAUUUGUUAAACAUACAUUUUAUAUGCACUUGUACAUUGCAAGCAAGAUUCCCAUAGUUUAGGUUUAGCUCUGCACUGAAAAUAAUUUAGCUAGGACUUGGAUUAAUUCAGCCAGGGUAUUAUUUAAGUUUGAAAGAUAUUGUGCUCCCUGUAAAACAUUUAUUUGCAUCAGUAUUUGUGAAAAUUGUUUUUCUUUGUAGAGGUUUUUUUUUUUUAUUAUUUUUUUUUUUUAUUGGCUAUAGAAAUA
Messenger RNA from Electrophorus electricus (electric eel), 2184 nucleotides. It is a transcript of the gene fus, whose product is annotated as FUS RNA binding protein. The record is from RefSeq and is a predicted model, not a curated record. Gene Ontology annotation, biological process: regulation of DNA-templated transcription. Gene Ontology annotation, molecular function: RNA binding. NCBI's taxonomy places the organism in Eukaryota, Metazoa, Chordata, Actinopteri, Gymnotiformes, Gymnotidae.